AUGUCCGACGAGACGUCGGCCACCACUUCGUAUGAGAAGUUUCUAACCCCCGAGGAACCCUUCCCCCUUCUGGGACCCCCUCGCGGGGUGGGCACCUGCCCGAGCGAGGAGCCAGGUUGCCUGGACAUCAGCGACUUUGGCUGCCAGCUGUCCUCUUGUCAUCGCACCGAUCCGCUCCACCGCUUUCACACCAACAGAAAUGGAUCACUUAAUCCUAGAAUUCAUACGGAAUUUCAGAAGGGAUCCCCAAUAGCCAAAACAGGCUUAAUAAAGAAGAACACAUUACCGGGCAGUGACAUUGCCAGUGGGAGUGAUGUACUUUCUGAUGUCAUACCCAGUAUUCCGAGUUCACCUUGCCUGCUUCCUAAAAAGAAAAACAAGCACCAGAAUUUAGACGAACUUCCUUGGAGUGCAAUGACAAAUGAUGAGCAGGUGGAAUAUAUUGAGUAUUUGAGUCGUAAAGUCAGUACGGAGAUGGGUCUUCGGGAGCAACUUGAUAUUAUUAAAAUAAUUGAUCCUUCUGCUCAAAUCUCCCCUACAGACAGUGAAUUUAUUAUUGAACUUAACUGUCUCACAGAUGAAAAACUGAAGCAGGUCAGAAACUAUAUCAAGGAGCAUAGCCCUCGCCAACGGCCUGCAAGAGAGGCCUGGAAGAGAAGCAACUUUAGUUGUGCGAGCACCAGUGGAGUGAGCGGUGCCAGCGCCAGCGCCAGCAGCAGCAGUGCCAGCAUGGUCAGUUCUGCAAGCAGCAGUGGGUCCAGUGUUGGAAACUCUGCUUCAAACUCCAGUGCCAACAUGAGUCGAGCACACAGUGACAGCAACUUGUCUGCAAGUGCAGCAGAGCGGAUUCGGGAUUCAAAAAAGCGAUCCAAGCAGCGGAAGUUACAGCAGAAGGCCUUACGCAAGAGGCAGCUGAAAGAGCAGAGGCAGGCUCGGAAGGAGAGGCUCAGUGGGCUCUUCCUCAAUGAAGAAGUGCUGUCCUUGAAAGUGACUGAGGAAGACCAUGAAGCAGAUGUAGAUGUUUUGAUGUAA
Molecule: messenger RNA, 1032 nt
Organism: Puma concolor (puma)
Lineage: Eukaryota; Metazoa; Chordata; Mammalia; Carnivora; Felidae
Source: RefSeq, a predicted model, not a curated record